This is a messenger RNA of Schistocerca serialis cubense, 542 nucleotides long. RefSeq names its product cuticle protein 18.7-like. Lineage: Eukaryota; Metazoa; Arthropoda; Insecta; Orthoptera; Acrididae. The record is from RefSeq and is a predicted model, not a curated record. Bases 42 to 542 code for a protein of 166 amino acids. The transcript has 2 exons.
AGCACAACCAUCGAGACGCGUGCAGCAGCGGUAGCGCAGCCAUGAAGUGCCUGAUCGUCCUGAGUGCCCUCAUGACCGUGGCUCUGGCCAAGCCGGGUUACCUGGGAGCAGGGAUCGCCGCCCCUGCCGUCGCUGCUGCCGCCCCCGUGCUCGCCGGCCCUGGCGUCGCCGUCCAGCCCGCCCCCGUCCUAGUGGGCGGCAUCCACCCCGGCCUCGCCGCCUACGGCCCCGCCAACAUCGUCGUCGGGCCUGGCGGCUACAACCUGGACACCCCUGACGUGGCCGCCGCCAGAUCCGCCCACCUGACGGCCGUCGCCCAGACGAGGGCGCGCGACGCCGCCAUCAACGGCGCCGCCCUCGCCGCCGCGGCUGCUGCGGCAUACGCCGCCCCCAGGGUGGUCGCCGCCCCGGCAGCCGUGGUCGCCGCCCCCGCCGUCGCAGCCGUUGGCCCAGCUGUCGGGCCUUCUGUGGCUGCCCUCGCCCCCGGCCUCCUGGGGGCGCCCGGAGCUCUCGCUGCCGCCAAGGCUGCCUACCACGGCUAA